AAAAAUCGAAGGGAAGGGAGGACCGGCUGUUCCGGUGAGCGGUAGCAGGAAGGGCAGCUAGCACUGCCUACUUAAAGCAGACAUUGCAGCCCAUUCUUCCCCACUCCCAAUUUCGCUUCUAUAAGAUCAAGCCUUAAUUAAUCAUGCCCUUGUGAUGUGGGAUUCAUUUGGUGCCAUAUAACCCUGUCAAUCUCCAAGUAAAGAUAUUGUAGCCAUAUAUCGAAACAAGUUUUUCUUCAUCAAUGGAGGCCAAAGGCUACACGCAAGACGGGACAGUCGAUCUCCACGGCCAGCCCGCGCUCGCCGCUAGGACCGGCAAGUGGAAGGCUUGUGCUUUUCUUCUCGGGUACGAGGCAUUUGAAAGGAUGGCAUUCUAUGGAAUAGCUUCGAAUCUAGUAGUGUACCUGACAAGCCAACUUCAUGAGGACACUGUUUCAUCAGUGAGGAAUGUGAACAACUGGUCGGGAGCCGUGUGGAUCACCCCUAUUCUUGGAGCCUAUCUCGCCGAUUCUUACAUGGGACGCUUCUGGACAUUUACCAUUUCCUCUUUAAUUUAUGUCAUGGGAAUGGUGCUAUUAACAAUGGCAGUAUCCAUAAAAUUCCUGAAGCCAAGAUGCGAAAAUGGAGUGUGCAGCAAGGCCACCUCGACACAGGUGGCUUUCUUCUACACAUCCCUCUACAUAAUAGCAAUUGGAGCUGGUGGUACAAAGCCCAACAUCUCCACAUUUGGUGCAGACCAAUUCGAUGACCUAAACCCUCAUGAGAAAACCCUAAAAAUAUCCUUUUUCAAUUGGUGGAUGUUCAGUGCUUUCACUGGUGCACUCGUUGCUACACUCGGCCUUGUCUACAUCCAAGAAAAUAUGGGUUGGGGUUUAGGCUAUGGAAUCCCUACACUUGGCCUUAUAAUCUCUUUGAUUGUUUUCUACGCCGGCACGCCGAUUUAUAGGCACAAAGUGAGGAGGACAAGGCAUCCUGCAGCUCAUGUUUUGAGGGUUUUUGUCGCCGCCUUUGCCAAUGCUAAGGCUCAGCUCCCGGAAAAUCCCGACGAGCUUUAUGAGUUGGAUCAAGAGUAUUAUAUUCGAACGAGAAAACGUCGUGUUCAUCACACUCCCGUCUUCAGGUUCUUGGACAAGGCAGCACUAGUGAAGCAACAUAAUAACAGCAACAACAACAAUAAUAAUAAACCUAGUAGUAGUAGUAGUAAACAAGAAGCUUGUACCAUCACUCAAGUUGAAGAGGCUAAACUAGUCCUAGGGAUGGGCAUGAUAUGGGUGGUGACCCUAAUCCCCAGCACCAUAUGGGCCCAAAUCAACACCCUAUUCGUGAAGCAAGGCACCACUCUUGAUCGCCACAUCGGCCCCAACUUCCAAAUCCCAGCAGCCUCCCUCGGAAGCUUUGUCACCCUCUCAAUGCUGAUCUUCGUCCCUUUAUACGACCGCUACUUCGUCUCCUUCAUGCACAAAAGAACCGGAAACCCUAGAGGGAUCACACUUCUUCAAAGGCUCGGGGUCGGCUUCCUCAUCCAAAUCCUCGCCAUCGCUAUAGCCUACAUUGUCGAAGUCCACAGGAUGAAUGUCAUCAAGCUACACAAUAUCAAGACCAAAGAAGAAAUAGUCCCAAUGACAAUCUUCUACUUGCUUCCCCAGUACAUCCUUCUCGGCGUAGCUGAUGUGUUCAAUGCCAUAGGGCUGCUGGAGUUCUUUUACGAUCAGUCACCGGAGGAGAUGCAGAGCAUCGGGACGACUUUCUUCACCAGUGGGAUUGGAGUUGGGAACUUCUUGAACAGUUUUCUGGUGACAGUGGUGGAUAAGAUAACAGGGCAGGGUGGGGGGAAGGGAUCUUGGAUUGGGAAGAAUUUCAAUGACUCCCAUUUGGAUUAUUACUAUGGGUUUCUGUUCAUAUUAUCAGUAGUGAACAUGGGAGUGUUUGUGUUGGCUUCCAAGAAGUAUGUGUACAAAGUGGAGUCGGCUGAGGUUAAAGUUAGGUGUGUCGAAAUAUUGGAGGAAGGUAAAGCCAUGACUGUGUCCUCUUUCGGCUUGCAGGUUUGAUUUUAUUUCAUUUUAUCAAUAUAAAUAUUGUAGUUACAAAUUUUAUUUCUAGGAGUUUAUUGCAUCAUGGCCUUAUAAUUGGAUGUUUGAAUGUAGAAAUUAUCUUCAAUAUAAUUGUUGUGAUGGAUUAGAUUUAA
Molecule: messenger RNA, 2185 nt
Organism: Andrographis paniculata
Lineage: Eukaryota; Viridiplantae; Streptophyta; Magnoliopsida; Lamiales; Acanthaceae
Product: protein NRT1/ PTR FAMILY 5.1
Exons: 4
Coding region: 243-2048 (601 amino acids)
Biological process (GO): dipeptide transport; transmembrane transport
Cellular component (GO): membrane
Molecular function (GO): dipeptide transmembrane transporter activity; tripeptide transmembrane transporter activity
Source: RefSeq, a predicted model, not a curated record